AUGGUGUCUCCGCACACCCAUGCCAAGGCCUUGGCUUGCAAGGCCGCCAAGGCUGCCACGUCGGGCGGCACGGCGCAGGGGGCUUUUGCAAUGAAGGAGUUGGCCAAGCUGGCCGAGAGCUUUCAGCAUGAAGAGCUCCAGGUCACUGUGGCUGAAAUGACCUUGCAAGGCCUUCAGACCUGUGAACUGCACGCCAAGACCUGCGUGAAGUCCCUGGUCGACGCCAUCAGUCCUGAGAAUACUCAGCUGGCACAAGAUGCAGCUUGGGCUUUGUCUCAGCUGGGGCCCGAGAGGAGAGGAGAGGAGAGGCAUUGUAAGAGUUUAGAUUGA
Durusdinium trenchii is the source of this 330-nucleotide messenger RNA. The record is from the annotation of a GenBank genome assembly. Lineage: Eukaryota; Dinophyceae; Suessiales; Symbiodiniaceae.